Messenger RNA from Diatraea saccharalis (sugarcane borer), 1787 nucleotides. Lineage: Eukaryota; Metazoa; Arthropoda; Insecta; Lepidoptera; Crambidae. The record is from the annotation of a GenBank genome assembly.
UUUGCGGUUGUUUAGUUUAGUAUUUUACUUUAAAAAUACUUUUGAAUAAAACAGGAAAGCAAGCAAUACUAUGGACGAAUUAAAAACGUCUAUCGAGCAAUACAGAGGGCAACUGUCCAUGGUUAGUGAAGCGUUAUCAACAGUACAAGAUGACGACCAGCGUGAAUCUCUGUUAGCUUUACAAUCUGAGUUGCUAGAGCUCAUCCAACUUACUCAAGAGAACUUGGAUGCCUUAACAGUGACUGAAGAAACCUCAAAUAGUACAGAAAAUUCCCAAAUCAACUGUACUAACAAUGAAAAAAGUGUGUUAGAUGAUGAGUAUGCCUUAUUCAUGCAAGAAAUGGCCAAGAGUGGUGCUUAUGAAGAAGAUAAAAAAGAAUCCUCAAAAGACAAAGCUGAGACAGAAAAUGAUGGUGAUAGUGACAUCGAGAACGAGUUAAGUACCCUAUUGGGCAUGAAAUGUGCUGUGUAUCACACACAUAAAUGGGGUGGUCAGCCUACACUUCAUAAUGCAAUGGUGAGCGAGCUGGUACCCCAUCACGAUGACGACAAGUUUAAAGAUCUACAGGUACGAGUGCUGUUUACACAUCCAACUCAUGCAGAAAUGCUGCCUUGUCCAUUUUACCUCGAAGGAAAAUGCAGAUUUGAAGAUGAAAAAUGUAGAUAUUCACAUGGAAAUGUAGUGCCAUUAUCCGAUUUGAAAGAUGCUAUUGAUCCAAAUUUCGAAUCAAUAAAAAUUGGUAGUACAAUAUUGUUGAAGCUGAAACCACCAGAUGGGGAGGAUACAAGUUUAACUAAGACAACAUCAGAAAAAUAUCAUUUAUGGCACAGAGCUGUCGUAAAGAGUGUAGAUUUAGAUAGUAAAACUUGUCUAGCUAAAUUGGAACAUGGCGUGAGAACAGGAGAAAAGCGAAAGUCGGCUACUGAAGAAAUACAUGUUAAAUUUGAGGAGAUCUUCCCACUGAACGCUGACGAUGACGACUCCAGUGAUACGGAUGACAGCAUUAGUGACACUGAAUAUCCAGAAAGUAAAACUAUGCGAUCUGAUAUAGAGAAUGAAGGUCGAGAUCUUCUUAUAGAAAAGAGUUUACUUAGUAACAUUCCAGCGAUGGGAGAAUGGGAAAGACACACGAGAGGUAUCGGGUCUAAGUUGAUGUUGGCAAUGGGUUACGUGCCGGGCGGCGGUUUGGGCGCGGCGGGCGAGGGCCGCGUGUUGCCCGUAGAGGCGCACGUGUCCACCGCCCGCAGUCUGGACGCGUGCAUGGAUAUUAGCGAGAAACGUGCGGCACAGGAUCCGCUAAAGGUUGAACAGAAACUGAAGAGGUUACAAAAGAAAGAAGAGGAAAGAAACAAAAGGGCGUACGAAAGGGAGAAGGAGAGGGAGAGAAGAAAUGUUUUUAACUUCUUAAAUAGAACACUAGGGGAUGCUAACGAGGAACAAGAAGGAACCGCUUCGUCGAUAUCUUUAAAGCAAUCAUCCAGCAAAGAUUUAAAUAUAGAGCAGUUUAAAAUAGCAGAAGACGUGAAGAGAAUAGAAAGAGAAAUAAUUAAACUAAAUAGCUCAUUAUCUAAAUAUACCUCAGGGUCGGAAGGCCAUAGAAGUAUUAGUAUGCAAAUUGUAGAAAAAAACAAAGAACUUGGGGCUCUUAGAAAUAAGGAAAAGCAAAUAAGUAAGGAGCAGAGUAACAGAAAGGAUAAACAGAAAUUGACCAUAUUCUAACUUCGCUUCAAAUAGGAUUAAUCACUUUUUGUUUCAUUAUGAAAUCAAUAUAUUAUUUAAAUAAAUA